CGUGUCAAUUUAUGACUUGCUCAGAUUCAGAAUUUGGAGAACAUGACAAGAAAAAAAAAAAGAAAACAGAGCAAGAAACAGAGCCUUGACCGGCCGAAGAGGAUGUCGGAAAACGGGAAUAGGACAACAACGCCGGAGGAGGAGGAGGUGGUGGUGGAGCCGCUAAGCCCAGCGGCGCGUCUGUUUCACGCGCCGAGGUUCAACUGCUGCAUCCUCGCCGUCAUCGGGUGCAAAACCAAAAUUAAUCCACACGUUGUCAUUGAGGGCUUGAAGCAUACGCUGAUCAAGCAUCCUCGUUUCUCAAGCAAACUGGAAGACGAUGGUGAGAAAAGAGGGAAGAAACCGAGAUGGGUCCGGACCAAUGUCAAUGUGCAAGAUCAUGUAAUCGUACCAGAGAUAGACCUAGAGGGAAUCCAAGACACAGAGCAGUUCACAGAUCAUUACGUGACAAAUCUCACCACGGUCCCUUUAAACACUUCGAAACCCUUAUGGGAGAUUCACAUCCUCAACGUGAAAACAUCCGACGCAGAAUCGAUCGCUGUGAUAAGAUCUCAUCACUCUUUGGGAGAUGGACUGUCACUUAUGUCUCUCGUUCUUGCGUGUACCCGAAAGACUUCAGACCCCGAGGCAUUGCCUACGGUUCCUGUCAUGAAAAGGCACCAGCUUUUUCGUUCGGACAGAAACUUGUUUAUCAGAUCGGUUCUGGCAGUUUGGCUCGUGAUGAGAUUGAUCCUGAACACUGUUGUGGAUGUUCUUCUGUUCUUGGCCACGACCUUGUUCUUGAAAGACACGGAAACACCUCUCAAGGGUGGAGCUGACGUAGGGCUUAACCCGAAAAGAUUCGCUCACCGGAUUGUUCCUCUCGAUGACAUCAAACUGAUAAAGAACGCCAUGAAAAUGACUAUCAACGAUGUUCUACUCGGAGUAACGCAGGCUGCCCUCUCACGGUAUCUAAAUAGGCGAUAUGACAACAAUAACAAGGAGGACGAGAUAACGAGAGGGAAUCGAAACAAUCUCCCACGAAGAAUACGGCUUCGAGCCACCGUCCUCUCUUUGGCGGAUAUGAUGGGGAAGGGAUCGAAGUUCAGGUGGGGAAAUCGCAUAGGCUACGUUAUACUUCCCUUCUCCAUCACCUUAAGAACAAACCCUUUGGAUCAUCUCUCAAAGGCUAAAGCCACCAUAGAUCGAAAAAAGCUAUCUCUUGAAGCUGCUCUCACCUAUUUCAGUGCCAAGCUCGUCCUCAACACCUUAGGAGUCAAGGUUGCAGCGAAGAUAGUGCAUAGAGCUUUGUCAAACACGACAAUGUCGUUCUCGAACAUAGUAGGACCCGUCGAAGAAAUCAGCUUCUACGGCCAUCCCAUUUCUUACUUCGCUCCCAGCGUCUACGGCCAUCCUCAAGCAUUGACCGUACAUUUUCAGAGUUACGCAAACAAGAUGACAAUUUCAACAGCGGUUGAUCCAAAGGCUAUAUCGGAUCCUCGUAAGCUCUGCGACGACUUUGAAGAAUCUCUCAAGGCUAUCAAAGUCGCUGUCUUGGAGAGAGGGUUACUCAAGGACACGAGUUAGAAUAUACAUACACAAACACAAAUAAUUAAUAUAUUAUCCCUCUUAACAAAUAAUUUUAUCAUUUUUUUAUUUAAUAUUGUGACCAUACUUGCAGUUGGGAGGAUGCGAUUUUAAAAGUUAAAUAUACAUCUGU
Tarenaya hassleriana is the source of this 1699-nucleotide messenger RNA. RefSeq names its product O-acyltransferase WSD1-like. Lineage: Eukaryota; Viridiplantae; Streptophyta; Magnoliopsida; Brassicales; Cleomaceae. The record is from RefSeq and is a predicted model, not a curated record. The coding region runs from base 43 to 1566 and encodes 507 amino acids. The transcript has 7 exons. Gene Ontology annotation, cellular component: plasma membrane. Gene Ontology annotation, biological process: triglyceride biosynthetic process. Gene Ontology annotation, molecular function: long-chain-alcohol O-fatty-acyltransferase activity; diacylglycerol O-acyltransferase activity.